This is a messenger RNA of Scaptodrosophila lebanonensis, 27386 nucleotides long. It is a transcript of the gene bent, whose product is annotated as twitchin. The transcript has 42 exons. NCBI's taxonomy places the organism in Eukaryota, Metazoa, Arthropoda, Insecta, Diptera, Drosophilidae. Bases 153 to 26681 code for a protein of 8842 amino acids. The record is from RefSeq and is a predicted model, not a curated record. Gene Ontology annotation, molecular function: protein binding; ATP binding; protein kinase activity. Gene Ontology annotation, biological process: protein phosphorylation.
GCUAGCAUCAAACAGUAAUAGAUUAACGCUCGUGGAAUUCGCUUCGCUUCCACAGAAGGACGAUAAACGUGCUGUGCCCGCACUGUUGUCAAUAGUCUAGUUAGCCUAAGAGCCAGAGCCGUUGAAGACGAGGCAUUACGAGAGCCCUCAGCAUGGGGGUGGCUGAAGAUUUCGCUCCCAGCUUUGUUAAAAAGCCGCAGCUGCGUCAAGAGGAUGACGGCAAUCGUUUGAUAUUUGAAUGUCAGCUAUUGUCUUCCCCGAAGCCUGAUAUCGAAUGGUUUCGCAGCGAUAAUAAACUAACGGAGGAUGGCCGAACAAAAUUCAAAAUUCAACCCAUCGGGGACAACAAGUAUACGGUAGUGUUAGAACUCGAUGAUGUAGUAGAAACAGAUGCUGGUCUUUACAAGGUCAAAGCCAAGAAUAAAUCGGGCGAAGUAUCUGCAUCAAUUAAUUUAAAUUUCACACUGGGCAAGUUCUCGCUGGCUGAAGAUCCAGGACAAAUCGACGGUUUCGCGCCGACAUUCGCGAAAAAGCCCGCAAUACGACAGGAAGAAGAUGGAAAACGGUUAUUAUUUGAGUGCCGUGUCAAUGCAGAUCCAUUACCCAAUAUUACGUGGUUUCAUGAUGGCACGCCCGUCAAGGAGUCACCCCGACAUAAGCUAACAAUUGAUAAAGACGUCCACUCAUAUUUUGCAACACUUGAGAUACAAAAUGUUACAGUUGAGGAUGCUGGCAAAUACAAAGUGAAUGCAAAAAAUGAGUUGGGCGAGAGCAAUGCAACGAUAAGCCUGAACUUUGACAGCGAUGAAGCUCCCGUGCCGGAAAGCGCCGAAGGCAUAAAGCCCACAUUUACUGAACGCCCAGUCAUACGUCAAAGCGAAGACGGCGGAAACGUCACAUUUGAAUGUAGAUGUGUUGGAGAUCCAACCCCAACGGUUACCUGGUCCCAUGGCGAGACAGUGUUGAAAGAGGGCAAACGCUACAAAAUGUCCUUAACAUUGGAUCAGAAACUAUAUCAUAUGGCACGCUUAGAGAUUAGUAGUGUUGUCUCUAGUGAUCAGGGAGAAUACCGUGCGCAAGCGAAAAACAAGCAUGGCAUGGGAGUGGCAACAAUCAAUUUAAAUUUCGAGAGUGGUUCGAAAAAAAUUCCGGACGGUAAGUCGCCACGUUUUCCUAAAAAGCCAACCAUUCGCCAGGAGGAGGACAUUCUGAUCAUGGAGUGUGUACUGGAAGCCCAUCCAGUACCGGAUAUAACAUGGUAUUGCUCAGAUAAGCAAAUUCUAGAUACCGAACGUACUAAAAUGACGCGUAAGGCAGUUACCAAAGACAGCUAUAUCCUAACGCUCGAGAUCCAAAAUCCAACUAAGGAUGACGGCGGUAACUACCGCUGUAACGCCAUAAAUAUGUAUGGAGAGAGUAAUGCAAACAUAGCGCUUAACUUCCAAGGUGCAAGCGAUGCCAAUGGCUUUGCGCCAUCGUUCAUCGAGAAACCCAGAAUUAUACCCAACGAGUCGGGAACGCUUAUCACCAUGAAAUGCAAGUGCAAGGCUAAGCCUGAACCCACCGUCACAUGGUAUCGAGGCCAGGAUAUUGUGGAGAAAAGUAAGAAAAUCAAGAUAAACACAACUGUUAUUGCUGAAGACACAUACGAAUUGACGCUGGAAAUAAAGGAUCCCGGCGCAACCGAUGGCGGUACUUACAGAUGUAAUGUAAAGAACGAGUAUGGCGAAUCGAACGCCAAUCUCAACCUAAACAUUGAAGCCGAACCUGAGCCGGAGGGUGAGGGUCCGACCUUCAUUGAAAAGCCACGCAUUGUCUCUGAAAACAAUGGCAAGCUCGUCAUUAUGGAGUGCAAAGUCAAAGCCGAUCCAAAACCAGACAUUGUUUGGUUCAGAAAUGGUGAGGUUAUUAAAGAGAGUAACAAACUCAAAAUGUCAAUGGAACAGCGCGGUGAUCAAUACUACAUUAAGCUGGAGUUGAUUGAUCCCCAACUGGAAGAUUCAGGCCUAUAUAAGUGCAAUAUCAAGAACACAUUGGGCGAGCUUAAUGCCAACCUAACUCUUAAUAUUGAAAUUGUGCCUGUUAUAAAGGAUAAGCCCAAGAUCAUUAAGAUCAUUAAGAAGAGAACUGUGGUGAUCGAAUGCACCGUAGCUUCCAAAUUUGAACCGAAAUGUACGUGGUUUAAGGAAACCAACGCGGUAGUAGAGAGCAAACGUCACGUUUACUUGGUAGAGCAAACGAAGGAGGGUGAAUUUGCCGUUAAGUUGGAGAUUAAUGAGGUAGAAGAGAGUGAUAAGGGAGCCUACAAAUUGGUCGCCAGCAACGAGAAGGGCGAAGCAGUCUCUCAAAUUGUCAAUCUCGUUGACAUUCCUGAAGAAGAACGAAAACCAACGAAGCCAGAAAUCGCCCGCAAGCUUGUCGACCAAAAGGUUACAGAAAGUAAGACUUUCGAGCUACUAAUCAGUCUUAAGCAGUCCGACCGAAAGGUUAAGGUGGAGUGGUACAAGGGCACUACGUUAAUAAGGGAAACCAAAGAUAUAACUACAACAUUUGACGGAACGACGGCGCGCCUGACGUUCAGUAGCGCCAAGUCGGAGCAUACUUCCAAUUACAAGGUCAUUGUUAUCAAUGAAGUAGGUAAGGAUGAGUCCACCUGCAAAAUAACUGUGGAGAAGAAGGACAAGAAGAAGGAUGAGAAGGAGGAGAAGGAGAAGGAAGAGGCCGAAAAGAAACGCAAGGUAAUUGAAAAGAAAACUAAAGCUGAAGUUCAGCAGCAACAACAAAAACAACAACAACAAAUUGAAGUCCACGAAGAAGAGCAUACAAAAGUCCAGAAAAUCCAGAUAGAGCAACAGCAAGAACAGGUUUUAAUCCAAGAACAAACUCAGCAAGUCCAGCAAGUGCAGCAAAUGCAGCAAGUGCAGCAAAUGCAGCAAGUGCAGCAAAUGCAGCAAGUUCAGCAAAUGCAGCAAGUUCAGCAAACGCAGAAAAUGCAGCAAACCCAAUCAACCCUGCAGGUACAGAGUGUACAGAGUGAAAAGGUCGAGCAAAGCAGCCAGAGACGGGUGUCCUUUAGUGUAGCCAAACAGCAAGCUCAACACUUAGAAGUGCACCAAGAAGUGAGCAUUCAAGAACAAAGCAAACAGCUUCAGGUCGAUUCCCGCAAGCUUUCAGUGGCGGAGGCAACGCAAGGACAAGCGGAACAGAUCGGCCUCAAAAAGGUUGAGCGUAAGGAUGCUGAUGAGCCUUCUAAGCCAGAGGUUUCUGAUACUCAAUCUGACUCUGACGAGGCCAGCGUUGUGUCCAUUAAGGAGGAAUCCAAAUCUGAGGUACGUCGUAAGUCGGUCAUCAAAACGCAGGAGGAUACAUUGAUCCAAGAUGAAAAGGUUUCCUCAAGGAGAUCCUCUCUUGCGGUUGAAGAGUCUAGAUCUGAGUCUAGACGCACCUCUGUCGUUGACAAAAAGGCGUUGGAGCAGACUGAAAGCAAAAAAGUUGAACCAAACAAAAACCCACAAGCUAUUAAAGAAGAGAUUCCCAAAUUGAAACCAGCAGAAAAACGGCGUGUAUCGAAGCCAAUUGAGGAACCGAAGCCAGCCGAAGAACUUCCCAAGUUGCGCAAAACAUCUAUUGCGUCACCGAAAGAGGAAGCCAAGCCCGAACCGGCCAAGCCAAAGGCCAAGGCUAAGCCAAAGGCUAAGCCCAAGUAUGAAGAGCUACCCGAAAUACCUGAUUACGAGCGUCCUGUGCUAGAAAAGUACGAAAAGUCAGAAUUCGAGCCCUCAGACUUUGCACGCGAGCUCGAAAUACCAAAUAAAAUGGAGAAACCACUGUUCGAUGCUGGCAAGAAAGAGGCGGAAGCAGCACCACAGAAGAAUGGACUGCCCAAGAAAGCUGAGGCCGUUCAGCAAGAGGUGGAGGAGCCAAGGAAACUGAAACUGGGCAAAGGCAAGCUACCUGAUGAAGAUGAUGGUAGGGACGGUGCCACGCUCAAGCCAGUUAUUGUGGAACCAGAGAAGGAAAAGACAGCCACAGAGGCCGAAAAAGCACCUGAGGAUGAUAAGCCAAAGGCACCCAGAAUGCAGCCGCCUGCCCCUGGCGAGCCGCCAAAGAUCGAGGUGAUUCGUGAGAAACGCCCAUCACUUGCCCCAGAGCCGCCCAGUCGUCGUGGCUCCCUUAUUCCACCAGCCGAUACGGGUCGACGACCAUCGCUCAUUAUUAAUGACGAGAAGAAACUCCGCCCCGGCGAAGUCCUGGACUCACGGAGGAGACGACCCUCGAUCGAUGUGCGCCGUCCCAGCGUACAGGACUUGGAGGACCUUAUCAAUAAGCCAUCGACUCCAUUGCGCGAUGUCGGCGAUGGCGGUCCACCCGCUAUUGUUGAUGUCCAGGAGUCCUACUCAGUGGUCGAAGACUCGACGGCCUACCUUACGGUCGGUGUCGAGGGUAAUCCGGCACCCACAUUCAAGUUCUACAAAGGAGUUAGUGAGAUUCUUGAAGGCGGACGUUAUAAGUUCCUAACAGAUGGACAAACAAACACAAUUACUCUGUGUAUGCGUAAGUGCAAGCCCAACGAUGAAGGCAAAUAUAAGGUCGUUGUCUCGAACAUACACGGCGAAGACUCGGCUGAGAUGCAGCUAUAUGUCUCCGAUUCUAGUGGCAUGGAUUUCCGUGCCAUGCUUAAGAAACGUCGUUAUCAAAAAUGGGACAAAGAAGAACAAGAUCCCAAUUGGGGAGAUCUUAAAGAAACUGAAAAACCGUUACCUGCUCUUAAAAAAGUUGAAAGGAAGGUGGAGUCGUUCCUAAGUCCUCUCAUCGAUCAAUUUGCCAAGGAAGGCAAGGAUAAGAAGGUUGUGUUUGAAGCAAGAUUCAGCAAGCCCAACUGCAAGGCCAAAUGGCUGUUCAGGAAGGAGGAGGUGUUCACUGGCAGCAAAUUCAAGUUCAAGAACGAGAACGAUACCUAUCAGCUGAUAAUUACGACACCCAAGGUGGAGGACACUGGCAAGUACACCAUCGAAAUCGGCGGUGUGUCCAGCACGGCGUUCCUCAACGUCGAAGAGGCUGAUCCCUCAUAUACCUUCACUAAGCCGCUCAAGAAGAAGCUCGAAGGAUUCACCGAACACGAAACGACCUUGGAGUGCUCCGUAAGCAGCAGCAUGGCCAAUGUGCACUGGUUCAAGGAUAACAAAAAGAUCGAGUCUGAUGAUCCUCGUUAUUUGAUCUCUAAAGAUAUUAAUGGCAACCUUAAGUUGAUUAUUAAGGAGUCGGUGCUGGAGGAUUCUGGCCAGUACAGAUGUCAAUUGGACAAGCAGCCCGACAAGACCGAGUGCGCUCUCAAAGUUGUUGAGUAUCCUUACAAGUUUGUUAAGGUUCUAAAAUCACAACAGUGCAUUGAGAAGGACACCGUUACUCUGGCCUGUGAGAUCGACGAUGCACAGGGCGAAGUUCAAUGGUUCCGCAACAAUGAAGAAAUCAAGCCAGAUAAACGCAUGCAGAUCGUUAAGGAAGGUCGCAAGCGUAAACUUAUUAUUAAGGACUGCAAGGUUACCGAUGCUGGCCAAUUCAAGUGCACAACUAAUGCUGAUAAGACUGAAGCUGAAAUAAUAAUUAACUAUCAAAAUCGCUUUAACAAAAAGCUCAAGGAUACAGAUGCCGUGGAGCGUGAGAAAUUGGUACUCGAUGUCGAGCUUCAAGACCAAACUGCACCAUGCGAUUGGAAAUUCAAUGGAGAGCCGAUAGUGCCGAGCGAUCGCAUCGAAAUCAAGAACUUGGGUGGUGGUAAACAUCAAUUGAUUUUCAAUAAUUUAGAACUGACUGAUCAGGGCGAAAUCACGUGUGAGUCGGGACAACUAACGUCGUCAUGCAAGCUGUCCGUGCGCAAGGGAGAGAGCAGGCCCAACAUUGACUGUCCAGAAGAGUUUGCUGGCCCAAUAAGUGCGCCUGUAAUCAUAGAAGUACCAUACAAAGUAAGCGGUACCAAACAAUCUCCUGUUGAGGCCAAAUUGGUCAAGGAUGGCAAGCCAUUGCCUGUUAAAGAUGUUGAGGUGGCUAUUACAGAUGAUAAAGUCACAUUCAAAAUCAAGAAACCAUCCAGGGAUAUGUCAGGCCCGUAUCAAAUCAAGUUAUCGAACGCACAAGGAGAGGAUACCAAAGAUGUCAAAAUUACUUGCCAAGAUGUUCCUCAGCCACCGCAAGAUGUUGAUGUCACAGAUGUGUAUCAAACAUCUUGUGUUGUGAACUUCAAACCACCUCCCGAUGAUGGAGGCACUCCACUGACCAAAUACAUUAUUGAACGGCAAGAUCUUAGUAAGAAACAAGGCUGGGAACCUGUCGCUGAAGUUUUGCCAAGUGAACCAUGUUCCAAGAAAAUUGAGGACUUAGUGCCAAAGAAGCAGUACAGAUUCCGCAUACGUGCUGUAAAUAAAAUUGGCCCAUCAGAUCCGGCCACCUUCAAGAAUUCAAUUCUUGCCAAGGAUCCAUGGGAUGAGCCUGGCAAGCCCAAAGAUGUUGACCUUACCGAUUGGGAUAAGGAUCAUGCCGAUCUUAAAUGGGAAGCACCAGAUAGCGAUGGUGGAGAUCCCAUCACAUCCUAUGUCAUUGAGUACAAAGAGAAGUUCUCAAAUGAUUGGGUGGCCGGUAAAGAAGUGCCUGGAGAUGCUAGAGCAGGCACCGUUGAUGGACUUAAAGAGGGCCAGCAGUACGAAUUUCGAGUCCGUGCUGUUAAUCGGGCAGGGCCUGGCGAACCUAGCGACAAAACAAAAGCCAUUAUUGCGAAGUGCCGUUUCGUCAAACCAUUCCUUGUUGGCGAUGGCCUCAAAAAUAUCACGGUCAAGAAAGGACAAACCGUACGCUAUGAUAUUAAAUACGAUGGUGAGCCUGAACCAACGGCAACAUGGGUGAAGGGCACCGAAAACGUGAAGUUCGACAACCAGCGCAUUUGUCUGGAACAACUGGAACGUAACUCGUCAAUAACUAUCAAGAAAGCUAUCCGUGGCGAUACUGGCAAAUAUAAAUUGGUUUUGACAAAUAGCUCAGGCACCAUUGAGUCUGAGGCUCAAGUCAUAGUCUUGGAUCGCCCAUUGGCUCCGGGUGGUCCAUUCGAACCCGAAGAAGUUCGCGCCAAUCAUAUCAAGAUGAAGUGGAAGCGACCUCAAGACGACGGUGGCUGUGAAAUCACCGGCUACGCCCUUGAGCGCAUGGAUGAAGAAACGGGUCGUUGGAUUCCAGCCGGAGAGGUUGGUCCCGAUGAGACCUCCUUCGACUUCAAGGGACUUACACCAAACAAGAAAUACAAGUUCCGUGUCAAAGCCAUCAACAAAGAGGGCGAAUCUGAGCCACUUGAGACAACCGACGCCAUUGAAGCCAAGAAUCCCUACGACCCACCAAGUCCACCUAGUCAGCCAACUAUCGACGAUUACGAUAACAAGAGUGUGUCACUUAAGUGGAAGAGACCGCCCUCCGAUGGUGGUCGCCCAGUUACUCACUAUAUUGUUGAAAUGAAGGACAAAUUCUCGCCAACAUGGACCGAAGUAGCCAAGACAGAAGAUCCCACACCCGAAUGUAAGGUUGAGGGACUUAAAGAGAAAAUGGUUUAUCAGUUUCGCGUACGCGCUGUCAACAAAGCUGGUGCUUCAGAGCCUUCGCAGCCCACUGAUAACCAUCUCUGCAAACACAGGAACCUUAAACCACAAAUCGAUAGAUCCACAUUCAAGCGCGUUACUAUCAAGAGUGGUCGUACCCACAAGUGGUCGGUCGACGUUGUCGGCGAGCCUGUUCCAGAAUUGCACUGGAGUUGGCGUGAUGAUGUGCCGCUCACGACAGGAGAUCGGAUUAAGAUUGAAAAUGUCGACUACCAUACAGACUUUGUUAUUACCAAUGCCGUGCGCAAGGAUAGCGGCUUCUACACUCUCAAGGCGGAAAAUCGCAACGGUGUAGAUCGUGAAACAGUUGAAUUGGUUGUGCUCGGUAAGCCCAGUGCACCCAAAGGACCUCUUGCAGUCAGCGAUGUUACCUCAACUGGCUGUAAAUUGCAAUGGAAAAAGCCAGAGGACGACGGCGGUGUUCCAAUUAAGGAAUACGUUGUUGAGAAAAUGGAUACAGCUACUGGAAAGUGGGUACGCGUUGGCCGCUCUCCAGGUGAGAAGGAGCCACCAAGCUUCGAUGUGACAGGUCUCAAUCCUGGAUCUGAGUACAUGUUCCGCGUCUCCGCUGUCAAUGAGGAAGGUGACUCUGAGCCAUUGACUACAUUGGUUGGCGUUGUUGCCAAGGAUCCAUUCGAUGAGCCCAACAAGCCCGGCACACCAGAGGUUACAGAUUACGAUAACCAAAGUGUCAGUCUCAAAUGGACAGCACCCAAUAACGAUGGUGGUGCUCCAAUUCAGAAAUAUAUCAUUGAAAAGAAGGACAAGAAUAAGCCAGAAUGGGAAAAGGCUAUGGAAGUUCCCGGCGAUCAGUUGGAGGCAACCGUAGCCGGCUUGCAAGAAUAUGGUGAAUACCAGUUCCGCGUUAUAGCUGUCAACAAGGCUGGUCCAUCGCCACCAUCGGACGCCAGCGUACCACAAAUAGUGAAAUACAAGAAGUUGAAACCUCGCAUCGACAGAACCAACUUGAAGCCUCUGCUAAUUCGUGCUGGCAAGCCAAUCAAGUACGACGUUAAUGUACGCGGUGAACCUCCACCAACCAUAACUUGGUUCCAGAACGAUAAGGAGCUCAAGCCCGAGGAUCUACCCAGCAAUAGUGAAAUUAAAAAUGUUCCGUACAAUACGAAAAUUUCCAUUAUUGACACAGUCAGAAAACACACCGGCACAUAUAAAAUUGUUGCUAAGAACGAACACGGUGAAGAUGAAGCCACUGUGGAAGUUAACGUUUUGGCUCCACCUGGUAAGCCAAAGGGUCCACUGGCCGUUAAGGAUAUCACAAAAGAUAGCUGUAAGCUGAAGUGGCAAAAACCAGAAGACGAUGGUGGCAAGCCCAUUACAGCAUACCAAGUUGAGAAGUUCGAUAAGAAACAAGGUCGUUGGGUACCUGUCGGUCGUACCUCUGGCAAUGAUACCGAACUUGAUGUCAAGGGCCUUCAAGAAGGCCAUGAGUAUCAGUUUCGGGUCAAGGCCAUCAAUGAGGAAGGUGAAUCAGAACCUUUGGAGACCGAUGGCAGCAUAGUGGCAAAGAAUCCAUAUGAUGCUGCCACCAAGCCAGGUACACCAAAGAUUGAGGAUUAUAAUGAGCAUAUGGUGAAAUUGAAGUGGGAGCCGCCGAGGGAUGAUGGAGGUGCUCCAAUUAUUGGAUAUGUUAUUGAAAAGAAGGAUAAAUUUUCACCAAUUUGGGAUGAGGUUCUCACUACAAGCACGCCCACACCGGAGGCUACCGUUGAGGGCCUUACUGAAGGAAAUGUGUACCAAUUCCGCGUUCGCGCCCUCAACAAAGCUGGUCCUAGCGAGCCCAGUGAUGCAACUGACCCUCAUUUGGCCAAGCCCAGAAAUCUCAAACCAUCCAUCAAUCGAGAAAAACUGAAGCCAGUCAAGGUGCAUGCCGGUCAAACGGUUAAGUUUGAUGUCGAUGUCAAGGGUGAGCCAGCGCCUACGCUAACCUGGUUCUUCAAAGAGAAAGAAGUCACACCCUCUGGACAAGCACGAUUGGAUAACGAAGACUACAAUACCAAAUUUACUUUGUUGGAUACCACUCGCAAGGAGUCUGGUGUUUAUAAGCUCCGCGCAGAAAACAUUAACGGCGUGGAUGAGGCUGAGGUAGAGGUCAUUAUUUUGGACAAACCGUCCAAGCCAGAAGGCCCAUUGGAAGUCUCAGACGUACACAAAGAAGGAUGCAAGCUCAAAUGGAAGAAACCAAAAGACGAUGGUGGUGUUCCCAUUACAAGCUAUGUUGUCGAAAAAAUGGAUACUGCAACUGGCAAAUGGGUGCCAGCUGGCUCUGUUGAUCCCGAGAAAACUGAAAUUGAUGUCAAGGGCUUGGAACCAAACCACCGUUACCAGUUCCGUGUUAAGGCUGUUAAUGAAGAGGGUGAAUCUGAGCCACUUGAAACAGAUUCUGCCAUUGUGGCCAAGAAUCCAUUUGAUGUGUCUGCACCACCUGGACUGCCUGAACUUGAAGACUGGGAUGAACACCAUGUCAAACUUAAGUGGGAACCACCAAUUCGCGAUGGAGGCUCUCCAAUUACCAACUAUAUUAUUGAAGUCAUGGACAAAGACUCGGGAGAGUUUGUCAAAGCAGCUGAAACUGAGGGACCCAUCUGCAAGGGUGUGGUUAAGAAACUCGAAGAAGGUCAGCAAUAUAAAUUCCGUGUUCGUGCUGUAAAUAAGGCCGGCCCCUCUGAGCCGUCAGAGCAAACCAACUGGCAUACAGCUAAGCCUCGUUUCUUGAAACCACAUAUUGAUCGUACUAAUCUGAAGCCUGUGAUCGUCAAAGCUGGUCUAUCGAUUAGCCUCGACAUCAAUGUCAAGGGCGAACCUGCGCCGAAAGUGGAGUGGUUCUUUAAGGAUCAAUUGCUGGUCAGCGACGAAGAAGGAAUCAAAAUUGACAAUGUUGAUUACAAUACAAAAUUCUUUGUCAUGCGCGCUAAGCGCCCACAAAGUGGAAAAUACACCAUCAAAGCCACCAAUGAAGUUGGCGAGGAUGUUGCUGAACUGGACGUUACAGUUUUGGGUAAACCAGGCAAACCAAAGGGUCCAUUGCAAGUCAAUGAUAUUACUAAGCACAGCUGCAAGUUGAAAUGGGAGAAGCCCGAUGAUGAUGGUGGUGCACCAAUCGACUACUACGAAAUCGAAAAACUUGAUCCACAUACUGGCCAGUGGUUGCCUUGUGGCAAGAGCACUGAGCCAGAGGCUAAGGUAAUUGGUCUGCAUGAAGGCAAACCAUACAAGUUCCGCGUCAGAGCUGUCAACAAGGAAGGCGAGUCUGAAGAUUUGGAAACAGAGAAACCAAUCAUUGCAAAGAAUCCGUUCGAUGAGCCAGAUAAGCCUGGUCGUCCAGAGCCCACUAACUGGGACAAAGACUUUGUGGACUUGGCAUGGGAUCCACCAAAGAACGAUGGUGGCGCUCCCAUUCAAAAGUAUGUCAUUCAAAUGCGCGACAAGUCAGGACGUGCAUGGGUUGAUGCAGCCACCGUUCCUGGAGAUAAGACAAAGGGAACAGUCACAAAUGUUGAGGAAGGAAAGGAAUAUGAGUUCCGUAUUGUUGCCGUCAAUAAGGCUGGUCCUAGUGAGCCUAGCGAUGUUUCGAAAUCAGUUGUCGCUAAGCCUCGUUUCCUGAAGCCCCACAUUGACCGCAAGAACCUGCAAAAGAAGAUAUUGAGAAGCGGACAAAUGCUGCACAUGGAUGCAGCUGUUAAGGCCGAACCUCCAGCGAAAAUUACAUGGACUUACAACGGAGCUGAAAUAACUUCCAGCGAUAAAAUCAAAAUUGAAAAUGAGGAGUACAAAACGACGUUCAUAAUGCCGAAAGUAAGACGUGCUGAUAGAGGUACAUAUGUUGUUACCGCUAAGAACGAUUCCGGCACUGAUACUGUGGAAGUGGAAUUGGAAGUGCUAUGCAAGCCAAGCAAGCCUAAGGGUCCUUUGGCUGUCUCUGAUGUUACUGCAGAGGGUCUGCACUUGAAAUGGGACAAACCUGAUGAUGAUGGUGGUGAGCCGAUAGAGCACUACGUUGUGGAGCGCAUGGACACCGAAACCGGCCGUUGGGUACCAGUUUUGACAACAAAAACACCAGAAGCAGAUGUUACUGGCCUAACCGAAGGAAAGGAAUACCUGUUCCGCGUAAAGGCCGUCAAUGCUGAAGGAGAAUCUGAACCUUUGGUCACUGACUCACCUGUCACAGCCAAAAAUCCAUACGAUGCAGCUGAUACCCCUGGCAAACCGCAAAUUACUGACUGGUCUGCCAACCAUGCAGAUCUUAAAUGGCGGGCGCCCGAUGACGAUGGUGGCGCACCAAUCACCGGUUACAUUGUUGAGAAGAAAGAUAACAAUACCGGAAAAUGGCAAAAGGUUUUGGAAACAAAUACACCAGAUUGUAAGGCGCGUGUCAAUGACUUAAUCGAAGGCACUAAAUACCAAUUCCGUGUCAAGGCUGUUAACAAGGCAGGCCAAAGUAAGCCAUCGGAGCCAUCUGAUCAAAUGACUGCGAAGGAUCGCUUUGCUCCCCCCAAAAUUGAUAGAACCAAUAUUAAAGACAUUACUGUCAAAGCUGGCCAACAUGUUCGUUAUGACAUCAAGGUGUCUGGCGAGCCUCCAGCCACAAAGACUUGGUUCCACAACAAGGCUCGUAUUGAGGGCGAUGAUCACAACAUUGAUAUGGAACCAUACCGCACCAAAUUGGCAGUACCAUUUGCCAAGCGCUCGCAUACUGGCAAAUACACAAUUAAGGCUGAAAACGAUUCCGGCCAUGACGAAGCUUCAUUCGAAAUCACUGUUUUGGACAAACCAGCUGCUCCUGAGGGCCCGCUGAGAGUUACAGAUGUGCACAAGGAAGGCUGCAAGCUCAAGUGGAAUCCGCCACUAGAUGAUGGUGGUCUACCCAUUGAACAUUAUAUUGUUGAAAAGAUGGACGUUGACACUGGACGUUGGUUGCCAUCUGGUCGCUUCAAGGAGCCAUUUGCUGAGUUGAAUAAUCUGGAGCCUGGACAUGAAUACAAAUUCCGUGUUCUGGCUGUUAAUACAGAAGGUGAAUCAGAACCAUUGACGGGUGAUCACUCUAUUAUUGCAAAGAAUCCGUUCGACGAGCCUGGAAAGCCAGGUACACCCGAAGCUGUCGAUUGGGACAAAGAUCAUGUCGAUCUGGUAUGGCGACCACCUCUUAAUGAUGGCGGCUCUCCCAUUACCGGCUACGUUGUUGAAAAACGUGAAAAGGGUACUGACAAAUGGAUUAAGGGUGCCGAAGUCCCUGUUCCAUCGCUUGGUGAAGAAUGCAAGGCCACAGUGCCAAAUCUUGACGAGAACUGCGAAUACGAAUUCCGUGUCAAGGCUGUUAACGCAGCUGGUCCUGGUGAACCAUCCGAUGCAAGCAAAUCAGUCAUCACCAAACCAAGGAAACUGGCACCUAAAAUCGACCGCCGCAAUAUCCGAACAUACAAUGUUAAGGCUGGUGAGCCGAUCUUCUUGGAUAUCAGUGUGAGUGGUGAGCCUGCGCCUGACGUUACGUGGACACAAAAUGGCAAGUCUGUACAGCCGACUUCUGCCAGCCAUGUUGAGAACGUUCCUUACAACACCAAAUAUAUCAACAAUAACCCAGAAAGAAAGGACACUGGUCUUUAUAAGAUUGUUGCCCACAAUCUUUAUGGUCAGGAUCAAGUCGAGUUCCAAAUAAAUAUUAUAACUAAGCCCGGUAAGCCCGAAGGUCCCCUGGAAGUAUCCGACAUACAUAAAGAUGGAUGCAAACUUAAGUGGAAGAAGCCGAAGGAUGAUGGCGGAGAGCCUAUUGAGGGAUACUUGGUGGAGAAAUUCGAUCCUGAUACUGGCAUUUGGUUACCUGUAGGCAAGAGCGAUGUGCCAGAAUUCAAUGUCGAUGGAUUAGUACCUGGUCAUGAGUACAAGUUCCGGGUAAAGGCGUUGAACAAAGAGGGAGAGUCUGAGCCAUUAGAAACUAUUGGCUCAAUAAUUGCUAAAGAUCCCUUCACUGUACCAUCAAAGCCUGGCGCACCAGAGCCAACCGACUGGACCGCAAACAAAGUGGAACUUGCAUGGCCCGAGCCUGCUAGUGACGGUGGUUCACCUAUAACUGGCUAUAUCAUUGAAGUGAAAGACAAGUACAGCCCAAUGUGGGAGAAGGCUUUGGAAACUGAUUCUCCAACACCUGUCGCCACUGUGAAUGGACUUAUUGAGGGCAAUGAAUAUCAGUUCCGAGUGAUUGCCUUGAACAAGGGCGGCCAAUCAGAGCCCUCUGAUGCAAGCAAGACUUUCAUUGCUAAGCCACGCUACCUGGCUCCCAAGAUUGACCGCAGAAAUCUGCGUGAUAUAACCAUAUCUGCUGGCACUGCUCUUAAAUUAGAUGCCAAUAUUACCGGCGAACCUGCGCCAAAGGUAGAAUGGAAAUUCUCCAAUUAUCCAUUGACAUCUGGAAAGAAUGUUACCAUCGAAACUCCAGAUUAUUAUACUAAAUUGGUUAUCCGCCCAACUGAACGCGGUGACUCUGGAGAAUAUCUAGUCACAGCAACGAACAGCUCAGGCAAAGAUAGUGUUCUUAUCAACGUGGUUAUUACUGAUAAGCCCACACCUCCAAAUGGACCUCUUCAAAUAUCUGAUGUACAUAAGGAAGGCUGUCAUCUGAAAUGGAAACGCCCUAACGAUGAUGGUGGCACUCCGAUCGAAUACUUCCAGAUUGAUAAACUUGACCCUGAGACUGGUUGCUGGGUGCCAUGUGGCCGCUCAACUGAACCUCAGGCCGACAUAACUGGUCUGACACCUGGAAACGAAUACAAAUUCAGAGUAUCGGCUGUAAACGCAGAAGGCGAAUCUCAACCAUUAGUUGGAGAUGAAUCGAUUAUUGCCAAAAAUCCAUUCGACGAACCUGGUAAGCCAGAAAAUCUUAGAGCAACUGAUUGGGAUAAGGACCAUAUCGAUUUGGCCUGGACACCACCACUAAACGAUGGUGGCUCUCCAAUUACUGGCUAUCUUGUUGAAAAGAAGGAUAAAUACGGCCAAUGGGAGAAAGCACUCGAAGUACCUGCAGAUCAAUGCAAAGCUACUGUACCUGAUUUAGUUGAAGGCCAAGCAUACGAGUUCCGCGUAAGCGCUAUCAAUGCCGCUGGUCCUGGAGAGCCAUCUGAUGCAACUGCACCAAUUGUUGCCAAAUCACGUAAUAAGCCUCCAGUUAUUGACAGAUCCAACCUUAUUGAAGUUCGCAUCAAGGCUGGACAAGCAUUCUCCUUUGACUGUAAGGUCUCGGGAGAGCCAGCACCGAAGACAAAGUGGCUCCUGAAGAAGAAAGAACUCUACACAAAAGACAACGUUAAAGUCACUCAUGUCGAUUAUAAUACCAAAAUUAAGGUCACAAGCGCGACUCGUGCCGAUUCUGGCCUUUACACAGUCCAUGCUGAAAACGCCAAUGGAGAAGAUAGUGCCGACGUUAAAGUCACUGUAAUUGAUAAGCCAUCUCCACCCAAUGGACCCCUUAAGGUUGAAGAUGUUCACGCCGAGGGUUGCACACUUAAAUGGAAUCCACCAGAUGAUGACGGUGGUCAGCCAAUUGAGAACUAUGUGGUCGAAAAACUGGAUGAAAUCUCAGGUCGCUGGGUACCAGCUGGAGAAACAGAUGGACCGACAACAAGCCUGGCAGUCAAGGGCCUUACUCCUGGACACAAAUACAAAUUCAGAGUACGUGCGAAGAAUCGCCAAGGUGUCUCUGAGCCACUUACCACACCUCAUGCCACUGAGGCUAAGAAUCCCUACGAUGAACCCACCAAGCCUGGAACUCCGUCCAUCAAAGAUUUCGACAAAGAUUUCGUUGACCUGGAAUGGACUCGUCCAGAGAGUGAUGGUGGCUCACCUAUUACUGGCUAUGUAAUUGAAAAGAAGGACAAAUACUCACCCGAUUGGGAAAAAUGCGCUGAAGUUGAGGGUGAUGUCACCACCGGCAAGGUUCCUGAUCUGAUUGAGGGUGUUAAAUAUGAAUUCAGAGUACGAGCUGUGAAUAAGGCUGGUCCUGGUGUUCCCAGUGAUGCAACCGAACCUCAUGUGGCCCGUGCCAAAAAUCUGCCACCAAAGAUUGAUCGUAAUUUCAUGCUGGAUAUUAAGAUCAAAGCAGGAAAUGUAUUUGAAUUUGAUGUACCAGUUUCUGGUGAACCAAUCCCCAGCAAGGAAUGGACUCAUGGCGAGAACAUGGUUAUUAACACCGAUCGCGUCAAGAUUUCAAACUAUGAUGAUCGCACAAAAUUGCGAGUGCUUGAUGCCAAACGAGCUGACACUGGGGAAUACACCUUGGUUGCUCGUAACAUAAACGGAGUCGAUAAGCACACUGUGAAGGUCACCGUACUUGAUGUUCCAACUACACCUGAAGGUCCGAUUCGUCCAGAUGAAGUCACUAAGAACUCAAUUACGCUACGUUGGCGUCCACCUAAAGAUGAUGGUGGCUCCGAGAUCACUCAUUAUGUUGUUGAGAAAAUGGAUAAUGAGGCCAUGCGCUGGGUACCAGUUGGUGAAUGCGCUGGCACCGAGAUACGUGCUGAUAACCUAAUUGAAAAUCACGACUACAAUUUCCGAGUGCGUGCUGUUAACAAGAUGGGUCAAUCCCAACCUCUGACCACGACACAAGCCAUCACAGCUAAGGAUCCCUAUUCUCAUCCCGACAAACCUGGACAGCCCAAGGCUGUGGACUGGGGCAAAGAUUUCGUCGAUUUGGAAUGGGCAGCACCAAAACGCGAUGGUGGUGCACCUAUCACCAAUUAUAUCAUCGAAAAGCGACCCAAAUUCGGUCAAUGGGAACGCGCUGCUAGUGUACCUGGCGAUGAAUGCAAGGCACAUAUUCCAAAUCUGACCGAUGGCGGCGAAUAUGAGUUCCGUGUAAUUGCUGUUAAUAAGGGUGGUCAAAGUGAUCCGUCAGAUCCUUCUGGCACUGUCAUCUGCAAACCACGCUUCUUGGCACCAUUCUUUGACAAAUCUCUACUUAAUGAUAUAACCGUGCACGCUGGCAAGCGCUUGGGAUGGACUCUGCCCAUCGAAGCCUCCCCACGCCCCAGCGUCAAGUGGCUGUAUAAUGGCAAAGAAAUUGAGCCAAGUCCACGUGUUGAUAUCAACCUGUUCCAAAACGAACUUACAUUUGAGAUACCCUCAGCGUUGCGCAGCGAUGAAGGCCGUUACACUUUGAUUCUGAAAAAUGAACACGGCUCAUUCGAUGCAUCUGCACACGCAACUGUUUUGGAUAGACCCUCACCGCCUAAGGGCCCAUUGGACAUAUCGAAAAUCACAAGAGAUGGCUGUCAUUUGGCCUGGCAUGUGCCUGACGAUGACGGUGGCUCUCCCAUACUGCAUUAUGUCAUUGAAAAAAUGGACUUAUCCAGAGGCACAUGGUCCGACGCUGGCAUGAGCACACACCCAGUUCAUGAUGUGACACGUCUUGUGCACCGCAAGGAAUAUUUGUUCCGCGUCAAGGCAGUCAAUGCAAUUGGCGAAUCCGAGCCCUUGGAGGCAUCAAAGAGCAUAAUUGCCAAGAACGAAUUCGAUGAGCCCGAUGCUCCAGGUAAACCCAAUGUUACUGACUGGGAUCGCGAUCAUGUCGAUUUACAAUGGGCUUCACCAAAAUCCGAUGGUGGAGCUCCGCUCACAGAAUAUAUCAUACAGAAGAAAGAAAAGGGCAGUCCAUAUUGGGUUAAUGUCCUGCAUGUUCCACCAAACAAGAAUACAGCUACUGUGCCUGAACUUGUGGAAGGACAAGAGUACGAAUUCAGAGUUAUUGCUGUUAAUCAAGCAGGCCAGUCUGAACCAUCUGAGCCAUCAGACAUGGUCAUGGCUAAGCCACGCUACUUGCCUCCAAAGAUAAUAACUCCACUUCAUGAAAUACGCAUUAAGGCUGGACUUAUAUUCCACACCGAUAUCGAUUUUAUUGGUGAGCCAACGCCUGAAGUUAUUUGGACCCAUAACAACAACCCAUUAAAGUCUAACGAAAGAUCAACAAUCACAUCAAUUGGACACCACACUGUUGUCCAUACAGUGAAUUGCCAACGCUCAGACUCUGGAAUUUACCACUUGCUAUUGCGCAACGACUCUGGCAUUGAUGAGGGCAGCUUUGAACUUAUUGUACUUGAUCGCCCUGGACCACCAGAAGGCCCAAUGGAGUACGAAGAAAUCACUGCAAACUCUGUAACCAUCUCAUGGAAGCCACCAAAGGACAAUGGAGGCUCCGAAAUCUCGGCCUAUGUCAUUGAAAAACGUGACUUGACUCAUGGUGGUGGUUGGGUACCAGCAGUUUCCUAUGUUAACGCCAAGUAUAAUCAUGCUGUUGUACCAAGACUUUUGGAAGGCACGAAAUACGAGUUUAGAGUAAUGGCUGAAAAUCUGCAGGGUCGCUCUGAUCCUCUAACCUCCGAUUCACCUGUCGUCGCCAAGAACCAAUACACCGUUCCUGGCGCUCCUGGAAAACCAGAGCUUUUGGACAGCGAUAAGGAUCAUAUUAGCAUUAAAUGGAAGCAGCCCAUCAGCAAUGGAGGCUCCCCCAUUUUGGGCUACGAUAUUGAACGUCGUGAUGUCACUACUGGUCGCUGGAUUAAGAUUAAUGGUGAACCGGUACCAACCACCGAAUACAAUGAUGAACGCGUAUCACCGAACCAUCAAUACGAGUACAGAGUAUCGGCCGUUAAUGCCGCCGGUAACAGCAAGCCAUCUGAACCAUCGUGUAUUCUGAGCGCCCGUCCUAUGCGCGAGAAACCAAGACUACAUCUUGAUGGUCUUGUUGGCAGACGUAUUAAGGUUCGCGCUGGAGAGCCAGUCAAUGUUAACAUACCCAUUUCUGGAGCUCCUACACCAACUAUCGAAUGGAAGCGUGGUGACGCAAAGAUACCAGAAAACAAGCGAGUUUCGUACGAUACAAACUCGGAACGUACAAUCUUCCGCAUCGAUGAUUCCAAUAGACAAGACGGUGGAAAAUACACUGUCACUGCAAGCAAUGAAUUUGGCAAGGACUCUGCUGAUAUCGAGAUAAUCGUUGUAGACAAGCCAACGCCUCCAGAAGGACCACUGACCUACACUAAGACCGCUCCAGAUCACAUUUCAUUGGAAUGGCAUCCACCUAAGGAUGAUGGCGGUAGUGAAAUCACCGGCUAUGUCAUUGAAUACACUGAAUUCGGUGUUGAUGACUGGAGACCUGCACCAGGCUAUUGUCCAAAGACCAAUUACACUGUCAAGGGAUUAACUGAAGGCAAGAAAUACAUCUUCCGUGUAAGAGCUGAGAACAUCUAUGGCGUCUCCGAUGCCCUAGAGGGUAAGCCAGUGGUUGCAAAGUCACCCUUCGACGCACCAGAUGCACCUUCUCAGCCCCAAGUUGUGGCAUAUACUCCAAACUCGGCCAGCUUGGAAUGGCAUCCACCAGAAUAUUGCGGUGGCAAACCAAUUUCAGGAUAUAUUGUUGAACGCAGGGAACGUGGCGGCGAAUGGAUUAAGUGUAAUAACUACCCAACGCCGAAUACAAGCUACACAGUUCCUGACCUGCGCGAAGGCGCUCGUUACGAAUUCCGCGUAACUGCCGUCAAUGAAGCCGGUCCUGGCAAGCCAUCGAAGCCAUCUGAUCCUAUUACAGCUGAGCUUCAACGUUACCGUCCAGACCCACCAGAGCCACCAAAGCCAGAUCGCAUCACAAAGGAUAGUGUCACAUUAUCUUGGAGACCACCUCGCAAUGAUGGAAAGUCUAAGAUCAAGGGCUACUAUGUGGAAGUACGACCCAAAAAUUCCAAAGAUUGGACUCCGGUUAACGAUAUUCCAAUCAAUUCCACUGUAUAUACCGUACCAAACUUGAAAGAAGGGGAGGAGUACUCUUUCCGCAUUAUUGCCGAAAAUGACGUUGGCCGCUCCGACCCAUCGAAGCCAUCACAGCCAAUCACAGUCGAAGAACAACCGAACAAGCCAUGCAUGGACCUUGGAGGAGUUCGUGAUAUUAUUUGCCGUGCCGGAGAUGAUUUCAGCAUUCAUGUUCCCUAUGUGGCCUUCCCCAAGCCAACUGCAUUCUGGUAUUCCAACGACACUGUGCUUGACGAUGAUCAGCGUGUGCAUCAACAUCUCACUGAUGAUGCUGCUGCAUUCGUGGUCAAGAACUCGAAGCGAUCCGACUCUGGUCAAUACCGCCUGCAACUCAAAAAUCCAUCUGGAUUUGAUACUGCCACAAUCAACGUUAAGGUCUUGGACAGACCGAAGCCACCAACCAAUUUGCGCGCCGAUGAAUUUGCUGGUGACGCGCUAACAUUGUACUGGAACCCACCCAGAGAUGAUGGUGGAUCUCCAAUUACGAACUACAUUGUUGAAAAGAAGGAAGCCCGUUCAUCAACAUGGACCAAGGUUAGCAGUUUCUGCACGGUUCCCUUCGUACGCGUUCGCAACCUGGCCAUUGGCAAAGAGUACGACUUCCGUGUCAUUGCCGAGAAUAAAUAUGGUCAGUCUGAUCCAGCUAAUACAUCUGAGCCAAUUCGUGCCAGACAUCCAUUUGAUGUGCCCAAUGCCCCUGGAAUUCCACGUGGAAUUGAUUCCACAGAGGAUAGCAUUACAAUUGCUUGGUCUAAGCCCAAACACGAUGGCGGCUCUCCAAUCACUGGAUACGUCAUUGAGAAACGUCUACUCAGCGAAGAUAAGUGGACCAAGGCAGUUCAUGCAUUGUGCCCAGAUCUUACAUGCAAAAUACCAAAUCUGAUCGAAAACGCUGAAUAUGAAUUCAGAGUGGCUGCAGUGAAUGCAGCAGGUCAGUCGCCAUUCAGCGCAUCGAGCGACCUUAUUUACUGCCGUCGUCCACCACAUGCACCAAAGAUUACAUCUGACUUGUCGAUUCGCGAUAUGACAGUGAUUGCUGGAGAAGAGUUCCAUAUCACUGUACCAUAUCACGCCAAUCCCAGACCCACACCAUUAUGGUCAAUCAACGGACUUGAAGUUGUUCCUGAUGAGCGCAUCAGGUUUGAGACUGACGAUUACACUUCAGUCUAUCACAACAAAUCUGCCAAGCGAUCAGAGACUGGUUCAUACACAAUAACAUUGACAAACAGCAAGGGAUCUGACACCGCUGCUUGCCAUGUGACAGUCGUAGACAGACCUGGACCACCACAAGGCCCAUUGAAUGCCUAUGAUAUCACUCCAGACACCUGCACACUGGCCUGGAAAACGCCACUUGAUGAUGGCGGCUCACCAAUUACCAAUUAUGUUGUUGAGAAACUUGACAACAGUGGUACUUGGGUCAAGGUCAGCAGCUUUGUGCGCAACACGCACUACGAUGUGAUGGGCCUGGAGCCAAACCACAAAUACCACUUCCGUGUCCGCGCAGAGAAUCAAUACGGCUUGUCCGAUCCACUUGAUAUGCCUGAUCCAAUUGUGGCCAAACAUCAAUUCACAGUACCUGAUGAGCCAGGACAGCCGAAGGUUAUUGAUUGGGACUCCGGCAAUGUUACCCUCAUUUGGACACGUCCCGCAAGCGAUGGCGGCUCAAGAAUUCAAGGAUAUCAAAUUGAAUACCGUGAUAUCGUCAAUGAUUCGUCAUGGAAUACAUACGAGUACUUGAUCAAGGACACCAAAUACCAACUGUAUAACCUUACGAAUGGUAGCGAGUACGAGUUCCGCAUCAAGGCGAAGAAUGCAGCUGGUUUCAGCAAACCAUCACCACCAUCAUUGAGAUUCAAGCUUAAGGGCAAGUUCAAUGUACCAUCACCACCAGGCACUCCACAAGUUACAAAGGUUGGAAAGAACUAUGUAGACUUGAAAUGGGAGAAGCCAUUGAGCGAUGGUGGCUCUCGCAUUACCGGCUAUAUUAUUGAACGCCGCGACAUCGGUGGUGCCGUUUGGGUUAAAUGCAAUGACUACAACGUAUUGGACACCGAAUACACGGUUAUUAACCUGAUUGAGAUGGGUGACUAUGAAUUCCGCAUUUUCGCCGUCAAUGCUGCUGGACGUUCAGAGCCGAGCUCUUGCACAAUGCCCAUUAAAGUGUGCGAGGUCUUGGGCGGAGAAAAACCAGAUUGGAUUCAACGUUUGCAAGACAGAGUGGCUCCAUGCGGCAAGGACUUUACCUUGCAGUGUGCUGCCUCUGGUAAGCCAAGCCCAACGGCUAGAUGGCUGCGUAACGGCAAGGAAAUACAAAUGGGUGGCGGUCGCAUUACAUGUGAUAGCAAGGAUGGCGUCUUCAGAUUGCACAUUUCGAAUGUACAGGCUGGAGAUGAUGGCGACUAUACCUGCGAAGCAAUCAACUCUCUAGGAUUUGUGCACACAUCAGGUUACCUCAAGAUAGGUUCCCCACCAAUUAUUAACAGAUGUCCGAACGAACUGUUCUUGCCCGAGGGAGAUAACACUAAGAUCAAGGUUUACUAUUCUGGCGACCAGCCACUGAAUGUGAAGAUAACUAGAAAUAACGAAGUUAUUUCCGAUGGUCAAGAUGAAUCGCACUUCAAAUUCACCAUUUUCGACGACUAUAUUGCAAUAUUCAUACGCGAUAUUGUAAAGAACGAUGCUGGACAAUAUCAAAUCGAGCUCAGCAACGAUUCUGGAGUAGCGACCGGACAAUUCCAUGCCUAUAUCACAGGCCUGCCAUCAGCACCUGUUGGCCCAAUGGGCAUUUCUCAUAUCAACAAGCACUCGUGCACAUUGGCAUGGCGACCACCAACCUACGAUGGUGGUCUUAAAGUAACACACUAUGUGGUCGAACGCAAAGACAUAUCAUCUCCACACUGGAUUACCGUCUCCAGCACCUGCAAAGAUACAAACUUCAAUGUGCAGGGCUUGCUAGAGAACCAAGAAUACAUAUUCCGUGUUAUGGCUGUUAAUGAAAAUGGCAUGGGUCCACCAUUGGAGGGCUUGAAUCCGAUCCGUGCUAAGGCACCAAUUGAUCCGCCCUCGCCCCCAGGCAUUCCACAAAUCACUGAGAUUGGCGGAGACUUUGUGCAUUUGGAAUGGAGCAAGCCAGAAUCUGAUGGCGGUGCUCAUAUUCAAGGUUACUGGAUAGACAAACGUGAAGUGGGCAGCGGCACAUGGCAGAGAGUUAACGCCAUUAUAAGCGCUGCACCUCAAAUCAAUUGCCCCAACCUGAUCGAAGGACGACAGUACGAGUUCCGCGUGUUUGCCCAGAACGAGGCCGGCUUAUCGAAGGAGUCUUCCUCAUCCCAGGCUGUUAAAAUCAUUGAUCCUAAGGCAGCAACACCUCCAGUUAUUGUCAAGCCUUUGCGCGAUGCCAACUGCAUUCAGAACCACAAUGCACAGUUUACUUGCACAAUCACUGGUGUGCCCAAACCGACAAUUACGUGGUACAAGGGAGCUCGCGAAAUCUCAAAUGGAGCUCGUUACCACAUCUAUUCAGAGGGUGAAAACCAUUUCUUGAACAUCAACGACGUAUUUGGCGAAGAUGCCGAUGAAUAUGUCUGUCGUGCUGUCAACAAAGCUGGCGCUAAGUCAACGCGUGCUGCCUUGGCUAUCAUGACUGCACCAAAAUUGAACGUGCCACCACGAUUCAGAGAUACAGCCUACUUCGAUAAGGGCGAGAAUGUUGUCAUUAAGAUACCAUUCACAGGUUUCCCCAAACCCAGAAUUCAUUGGGUUAAGGAAGGUGAAAACAUCGAAUCAGGUGGUCACUAUAAUGUUGAAGUUAAGGAACGGCAUGCCAUAUUGACUAUUCGUGAUGGUUCACGUCUGGACUCUGGUCCAUACAGAAUUACAGCCGAAAACGAACUUGGCUCGGACACUGCGAUCAUCAAGGUGCAAAUUAGCGACCGUCCAGAUCCACCACGAUUCCCACUUAUUGAAAGUAUUGGCACAGACUCACUGUCCCUCAGCUGGAAGGCUCCCGUAUGGGACGGUGGUAGCGACAUUACAAAUUACCUUGUGGAGCGUCGUGAGCAUCCUCUGUCGUCCUGGAUUCGUGUGGGUAACACACGUUUCACCUCAAUGGCCGUCAGUGGUCUUACACCUGGCAAGGAGUAUGACUUCCGUAUCUUUGCUGAUAACGUCUAUGGUCGCUCUGACCCAUCAGACAUUAGCACAUUGAUCAAGACAAAGGAGUCGAUUAAGAAGAAGCAAACAGAACGCAAAUAUGAACUUGACGAGAAUGGCAAGAAAAUACGCGGAAAGGCCGAUGGUCCAAUUAAGGACUACGAUUCCUAUGUAUUCGACAUAUACUCCAAAUUUGUACCGCAGCCUGUUGAAAUUUCACAGCGUAGCGUUUACGACAAAUAUGAUAUUCUGGAAGAGAUCGGAACUGGCGCUUUCGGGGUUGUUCAUCGUUGCCGCGAACGUGCAACUGGUAACAUUUUCGCAGCCAAGUUUAUCCCUGUCUCCCAUGCCGUUGAGAAGGAUCUGAUUCGUCGUGAGAUCGACAUUAUGAAUCAGUUGCAUCACCAGAAACUCAUCAAUUUGCACGACGCCUACGAGGACGAUGAUGAAAUGGUCCUUAUACUCGAAUUCUUGUCCGGCGGAGAGCUCUUCGAACGUAUCACUGCCGAGGGCUAUAUUAUGACUGAAGCCGAAGUUAUCAAUUACAUGAGACAGAUUUGCGAGGGUAUUAGACACAUGCACGAGAAGAACAUUAUUCAUUUGGACAUCAAACCGGAGAAUAUCAUGUGCCAGACCCGCAGCAGCACCAACGUCAAACUAAUUGACUUUGGUUUGGCAACCCGAUUGGAUCCAAAUGAAGUUGUCAAGAUAACCACUGGAACUGCUGAGUUUGCUGCUCCAGAGAUUGUGAAUAGGGAACCUGUUGGUUUCUACACCGAUAUGUGGGCCACUGGAGUGCUUGCCUAUGUUCUCUUGAGCGGACUAUCUCCGUUUGCUGGUGACAACGAUGUACAAACACUGAAGAACGUUAAGGCUUGCGAUUGGGACUUCGAUGUGGACGCUUUCCGUCACAUUUCCGAAGAAGGCAAAGAUUUCAUUCGCAAGCUGCUGCUUGCGAACAAAGAGAAACGAAUGACUGCUCACGAAUGUCUUUUGCAUCCAUGGCUAACUGGCGACCACAGCGAUCUCACGCAAAAGAUUGCUCGCGAUCGUUAUCUUGCAUAUCGCGACAAGCUGCGCAAGAAGUACGAGGACUUUGAAAAGUAUUUAUUACCCAUUGGUCGCUUGUCCGAGUACUCUUCACUGCGCAAACUAUUAAUGGAGAAAUACAAAAUACACGAUGCCGUCUUCGAUCGUCGUCAAGCCGCACCACGCUUCGUUAUUCGCCCAUCAUCACAGUUUUGCUAUGAGGGCCAGAGCGUGAAGUUCUACUGCCGUUGCAUAGCAAUUGCUACGCCCACACUCACAUGGUCGCACAACAAUAUCGAACUGCGACAGAGUGUUAAGUUCAUGAAGCGCUAUGCUGGUGAUGACUAUUACUUCAUCAUCAAUCGUGUCAAGCUUGAGGAUCGCGGCGAGUACAUAAUUCGUGCCGAAAAUCAUUACGGCUCCAGAGAAGAAGUCGUUUUCCUGAAUGUUCAUCCACUGCCAAAAGAACAGCCGAGAUAUCGUACCGAAUCGACGCCAGUUCGCCGCCGUGAGCCCUUGCCAUAUACCUUCUGGCAAGAGGAAUCUGAAUCGGCACCCAGUUUUACAUUCCUGUUACGUCCUCGGGUUAUGCAAGCCCGAGAUACAUGCAAGCUGCUUUGUUGUCUAAGUGGCAAGCCAGUGCCCACAGUUAAAUGGUACAAAGAUGGCCGCGAACUUAGCAAAUACGAAUACGCAAUGACGCAUUCAGAUGGUGUCGUCACUAUGGAAAUUAUUGACUGCAAACCUUCGGACUCCGGCAAGUACACUUGCAAGGCUACCAAUUGCCAUGGAACGGAUGAGACCGAGUGCGUCGUCAUUGUCGAAGGAGAAUGGGUUACACCUGAGCAGGCUGAGCUUGCCCACAACUUCCUUUAUUCAGGAGAUCGAAAGUACAUAGAACAACACUUUAAGCCAGCACCACCGCCAAUAAUUACAACCCGCCAGUUCACCUCGAGUUCACAGCAAGUAACAAACAGAAGCACAACAACCCAGUCUGGCAACAGCACAAGUUCCUCAACAACGCAGAAUAGCAUUUCAAGCAAGAAGAAAUAUGCGUCAAGUAGCUUACAGGCCCCUGGCAGCCCAUCAAGAUCUCGCAGUGCUACCAAAGAGCUAAUACUUCCUCCAGACGAUUCCUUAAUGUGCAAGCCCGAAUUCACAAAGCCUCUACAGGAUUUGACAAUUCGUGAUGGCGAACAAUUGGUUUUGACAUGCCACGUAAAAGGCGAUCCGGAACCACAAAUCACAUGGUCGAAGAACGGCAAGUCCGUUUCAUCCUCAGACAUUAUGGACUUGAAAUAUAAGAAUGGUAUUGCCACCCUCACCAUUCACGAGGUCUUCCCCGAAGAUGAAGGAGUAUUCACAUGCACGGCCACCAACUCGAUUAGCGCUGUAGAAACUAAGAGCAAGCUCACCGUCAAGCCUUUGGACAAAAAUGCCAAGCGUCAUGUGACUGGCAGCGACAAGCCACCAAAAAUAGUGAGCCAUCUGGAAUCCCGCUUUGUCAAGGAUGGUGAUGCAGUGACGUUAGCCUGCCGCAUCAUCGGAGCCAAGCACUUCGAUGUGGUCUGGCUGCACAACAACAAGGAGAUCAAGCCCAGCAAAGAUUUCCAGUACACGAACGAGGCCAAUAUUUAUCGCCUGCAAGUAGCCGAAAUCUUCCCCGAAGACGGCGGCACCUACACCUGCGAGGCAUUCAACGAUGCCGGCGAAUCAUUCAGUACCUGCACCAUCAAUGUCCUGGUACCUGGCGACGAGCCCAAGCAGCCUGCCUUUGUCAAAUUCCCGAUUUCCGUGUCGGUCACCGAAGGCGAGAAUGCGACAUUCGAAUGCGAAUUGGAUGGCGAGGUACUGAAUCUGGCAUGGAUCAAGGAUGGCAAGCCCGUGGACGAGAGCCGUUCCAAAUACUCAUUCACCAAGGAUGGCAAUCGCUAUGCCUUCACCGUUGCCAAAUGCAAUCUGGAUGAUGUUGGCCAAUACCAGGCGAAGGCCGUUGGCAAGAAACACGAAACUUUGUGCGCAUUUUCCGUAAAUGUUCACUCCACCGAUGCUUAAGUCCAUCGAAUCCUAUAUCGUACUAUAUAAUGCCUACAUACAUAUCUCUAAAUAUGUAUUAUGCAAACGAACUGACUAGACUGCUCACGGAUUCGCUCUCAUUUUUCAAAAACUGUCUCUACCCAUAGUCUUGAAACAAAACAAAAACAAAAAAGCCAAAAAACAGAAACAAAAACAAAAAAGAGAAGAAAAAAGAACGCAACGAAAAUCAGAUUAAAUAUCAGACCCUUCAUUUCGACUUGUAUGUAUAUUAUUGUAUUUUAAUGAUACCCGAGUGAAAUAGUAUGAGCGAAAUGUAGUUAAUCUUAAUACAAUUACGUCUAUUUUUUUUUGUUUUUUUUUUAUUUAAUUUGAAUACAUAAUAGCAAACCUACUGACAAAACGAUAUCUAGAGAAGAAAGAAUAAAAAUCAGAACAAAAAUGACGAGACAAACGCCGCUGGCGCCGCUUGAGUGACUGGCAUCCUCAAAAUAACAUCAAAAACACAACAAAAAAUCACUCCUGUGGCUAAGUAUGUUUGUAUUCUGUCGUAAAUCUGCCGAAACAUUGUAAUUGUAUAACUUAUGACAAAACUGUGUGUGUUUUUUAAGCAUCACCAACAUGUCAGAACAUGUCUACGGUUAUUGACACCAAAAAUACAUGUAAAUUGUAAUAAUACAAUAAUAAUAAAAACAAACGAAAUUUCAAUAAUAUAAAUGAUUAAAA